Micromonas commoda is the source of this 2610-nucleotide messenger RNA. RefSeq lists its product with no specific name. The transcript is spliced from 2 exons. Gene Ontology annotation, biological process: regulation of mitochondrial mRNA stability; mitochondrial RNA processing. NCBI's taxonomy places the organism in Eukaryota, Viridiplantae, Chlorophyta, Mamiellophyceae, Mamiellales, Mamiellaceae. Bases 1 to 2610 code for a protein of 869 amino acids. The record is from RefSeq and is a predicted model, not a curated record. Gene Ontology annotation, cellular component: mitochondrial matrix; ribonucleoprotein granule. Gene Ontology annotation, molecular function: RNA binding.
AUGAGUUCGAGGCAGGUCCAGCUGAACCAGGAGCUGGCCCGGAAGACACUUGCGGCCGAUGUCCUCGCGAUCGUGAGAGACUCCGUCGAUGAGUUCAACCUCGUAAACUGCGGGACCGCGCUCCAGAGGCUCGCCAAGUGCCCCGACACCCACCGCCUGCUCUCGCCGACAUCGUCCGCCCUCCCGGGCGUUCCCAGGGUUCUCCAGGAGCAGUUCGCGCGAUUGCUCGACGCCGCCGCGAGGCUGGUGAGCAAAGACCCGCGCCACGUGGAGUCAAGGCAGCUCGCGAGCAUGCUGUGGGCGUGCGGCAAGCUCGAGCUCGGCCACCGCGCGGCCGACCUCGUCGAGGGCAUCGAGACAGCCGCGAUCAUGCACGCGUCCAAGUUCAACCCGCAGGAGCUCGCCAACGCCAUCUGGGGCGCCGCGAAGCUCGGGCUGGACCCGUCGCGAUCCGAGCUCGUGCGCGCGGUCGCCGACGCCAUCGCGGUCUCCCUGCCCAGGGCUUCGGCGGCGCCCGGCGGGCCUCAGCGUAACCCCAAGGGGGCCGGACCGGGCGGCUGGCGCGCGAACGCGCCGCGGGAGUGGACGCCGCAGGGGAUCAGCAACGUGGCGAUGUCCCUCGCGAAGCUCGACGCGGACGUGACGCACGGCGAAGGCGUGUCCACGACCGGGGGCGGGUUCAAGUACGGGCGGGUGUUCGGGGAGGUGUGCGCCGCGGCGAAGGCCCGGGCCGAGGACUUCAACCCCCAGGAGAUUGCCAACAUUCUCCACGCGCUCGCGAAGCUCACCGCGGGGGACGGCGACGGGGACGGCGGCGGGAGGACCAUCGUCGGUCCCGUCGAGCGCACCGCGCGCGACGCGACGGAGGCUUUGGCGUCGAGGAUCACGAGACGGUGGAUCGAGGCGCAGCGGCUGGAGCCCCAACACGUGGCGAACAUGUCGUGGGCGUGCGCCAAGAUGGGCGCCGCGGGUGGCGAUGACCUGGCGGGCGCGUUGGCGACCGCCGCCGCGACACUCGCGCCGCGCAUGAACACCCAGGAGCUUUCCAUGUGCGCGUGGUCCGCGGCGGCGUUCGGGAGCGGGCGCUGGCCCGCGGAUUGCGCGGAGACGGUGGCGAGAGCCUUUGGCAAUCGCGCGGGCGAGGCGACGCCGCGGCAGCUUGCGAAGGCGGCGAUGGCGUACGCGAAGCUGGGCACGCUCCACCCGAGACUGAUGGACGCGGUGGCGAAUGCCGUGCUCGCCCUGGAGCAGCCCUUCGCUUCGGCGCUCAACCCCCAAGACGUGGCCAACCUCGCGUGGUCAUUUUCAAAGCUCGGGUUCAAGAAGAAGCGGCUGUUCGACGCCAUCUCCGCCGCAUUUGUCGCCCACCUCGGCGAGGACGAGGCACGCUUUUCGUCCCAGCAACUCACGAUGAUUGUGUGUGCGUUCGGUUUGCUGGAUUUCAAGGAUGAGAGUAUGCUGAACGCGGCUAUGGGCGCAAUGAGCAAGGAACGGGUAGCGGAAUUCAACCCUCGGGAUCUGACUAACACCUCAUGGGCGUUAGCUGCGCUCGGUGUGAACGCUGAGGCUAAGCCGGACCUGGUGGAGCGCAUAGGCCGAACCGCGCGGAAACGUCUCGAUGAUUUUAACUCGCAGGAGUUGCUCAAGUUUCUCGGCGCCUUCGAGAGGCUCGGAGGGAAAGACUCAAAGCUCGCGAAGGCAGUCUCCAAGCAGAGGACACUCUCGUACGAGUUCCCGGCUCUGUCCACACACGCCGAGAGUUCAUUUGUGAAACUCAGCUCCAAGACCCCGACGAGCUAUCAGGGCACCGACCGCGUGCGCGUGGACGAUAGCUGCGGGGGCUGGGGGCGGGGUAACACCGGGGUAGCGCUUUGGGAAGGAAGCUUUGUGCUGGCGGAGUGGCUGUCCCGGCAGAGCACGCCGACGGGAUCCGAUGAGAUGGCCGAAGUUAUGCGCGGUGCGUGGGGACCGAACGAGAGCGGGGGUUGGCGUGGUAUGACCGGCGUGGAGCUCGGAGCCGGGCUUGGCCUCCCAUCGAUCGUCGCGUCUAAGCUCGGGUUGGAAAUGGUGGCCACGGACGGCGACGAUGACGUUCUCGAGCUCCUCUCACAAAACAUAGAGACAAACACCUCCCCUGAGGCCAAGGCGAGGGUGUCCCGCCUGGUUUGGGGAUGUGACGAGCCUCUUGAACACCUCGGCCUCUCCGAGCCCCCCAAGCUCAUCCUCGCAUCCGACGUCGUGUACGGGAACGACCCCCAAAAAUGGAAGCUCCUGGUAAAGACCAUGUGCGACCUCAGCGGGCCGUCGACGCUGGUGGUCAUAGGCAACGUGCAGAGGUAUCCGGUGCAUCACCCGAUGGCGGAGACUAAAUUUUUCAGCGAGGCGACCGCGCGGGAUUUCGAGCGGACAGAGGUGCCGGUGACAAGUUUGCACCCAGACUUUAGAAGGACGGGCGGUGGCGCGUGCGUGAUUCACCUGUUCAGACGACGCCCGGAGUCGCUGAAGCGCUCGCGGUCGGAUAGCGAUGUCAGCGAGAGGAAGGUUAAGAAGUCCAAGAAGGAGAAGAAGGGGAAGAAGGAGAAGAAGUCUUCCAAGAAGGAGAGGAAGUAA